Molecule: messenger RNA, 1515 nt
Organism: Ectocarpus sp. CCAP 1310/34
Lineage: Eukaryota; Phaeophyceae; Ectocarpales; Ectocarpaceae
Source: the annotation of a GenBank genome assembly
AUGUCGUCGCCCCCGCCGCCCAGAGAAAUAGGACAGGAGGAUGACGAGCCGGGUAGCACAUGCAGGGGCGGUAAGCGGCAAAAACUGCCGUGGGCCAAGAGGCUCAAGAAGGCCAUAACCUACGACACGGACAUAAAAAUCGAUCUCGGAGGCCACCUCUCCGACCUGGUGCAGGGUGUUGCGAUCGAAUACGACCACCGGAAGAUAGGUCAGGAGCUGAACGAGCUCGGGGCCGAGUAUGCGGAGGGAAAGAGUGGUCAUCCCCUGGAGGAGAGAUCCCUGUUCACGCUCACGGGCAAGGCGGGCAAGGCAGGGCUCACGACGGAGCAUCGUCUCUCGAUUGCUGCAGCGAGAUCGAAGCCGGAGUUGGGACGGUUCAUCGCCGACAUCGAACGCUCUGCACCCGCGGGCCUUAAGAACGAGACGGUACAGGUCCGUAUGAUGCCCAGAUCUACGGGUGUUGGCAUGACCGCCCACAGAGAUGGCAUCGCUCUGAGCUACGACAGAGUGGUCUUCACGAUCCACACGGAGUAUACCGCAGCCCCCGCACAAUUCUUCUGCAAGCUCAUGUCGACAGCAGACGCCAGGCCGGAUCGGGGCCCAUACGAAAAGGAACAGCGAAACAUCCAAAAAGUCAACGGUCUUGUACUGGUCCAGGGUCCGAAGGCUCGGGGUGAAGAAACACGAGUCGUUCACGGCGUCACAGGCGGGGGCGGAGGGGCGAUCACGGCCAUACUGGACUAUGCGACGUCUAGAAUCGAUGAGAGUCCUGUGACAGAGGCGGACCGCGACCAUGCUCGGAAAUCGGUGGUGACGUCACUCGCUCGCGAUCCAGACCCGCCUCGACCUGUUGCCAACACCUACGCGAACACCUGUGAAUUCCCGGCGGACGCCCCGCGUUCAUCUGGUUCGCGCAGGGGGACGGAAGCCAACAAUGCCAUGGUACCGAACGGAAGGGGGGGAUUGGAGAAGAGGGCGGUGCAAAAAGAACGCGAUGCCUUAAGAGCGAGCAACUGGUGCAUGGUUGGAUUGAGCCUAUUUCCCCUGCCCGUCGUGCGCGGCCGGGACGCUCUACGGCCGCGAAAAGGGGGGCGACGGCAGAUCCCUCUCUUGGAACAAGGGGCUUCUAUUCGCCCCGCCGACACCUCGGCGCAGUGGACCGACCCCGCUGUCGAAGAACCCCUCAGGGCAGAGCCAACAACGUGCUCCAGCUGUGAAGAGCUCAGAGAGCUUUCGCUGUUCUUCUACGGUGGGGGGACGCGCAGAGUGGUGGUACUGGACCACAUGGUUGGCGGCGAAAGUGGCGGAGUGAGAUGCAACAAGUACGCCAACAAACCCCGUGGCGUGUUCAUGUCUAGCGACGAGAAGGUGAAAACGAUCACCAAGGAUGGCCUCCUCAAGGCAGUCAGGAAGAGGCGAAGAGGGUGGCCAAAAAGGCGUCGGGGGGAAAUUAGUUCAGUAGGGUGGCCGGUGUUGCCCUGUCGACAGUUGAGACAGAUGGGUCGCGCGUUUUGA